GGCUUAGAUAACUUUAAAAGUGGGGGGAGUGGAUACAUUUGUGACGAAUACAAAAGGGGUGAGGUCUGGCCAUGGCAGCUCGGUAGAGCCUCCUUGUCCAGGGGCACUGUACCUCUGCAUAGCAGGUGCUGGAGGCCAUCCAUGGGGGCUCAGUUGCCUUCAGGUCCUUAGUGUAGCUGCCAACUGUCGGAAGCAAGGUGCUGGGCUAGGCGGAGCCAUUUUUUCUGGUCUAGCAGGGGUGGUGGUUUGGUUUUUAGGGUCCACACGCUGCCCCUCCUCUGAAACCCUCCUUGUAGUUUUCAGAAAGAUGGUUCAGUCAGAGUCUCUCCUGCCCCAAGCCCAUCGAGACAGAUCAAACUUCUUCAGAAAGUGCUGUGGUGUUCUUCAGUGCUGGAAAUUGCUAGGUCAGCCUGCCUAAACCAACCCUCUGUUUCCAGGAGCGGAUGCGGCACCCCAGGAGAAGGGCCACAGCCGAGCGACAGAGUGGCCGCUCUGCCUGCAAAAUGCCCUGGUGCAGGCCCCGAUCCCUGCCCGUCGAGGCAGGCAAUGCUGUGCCGAGUGGACCAACGGGUGGACUCGCCAUAUGCUGACUUAAAUCCGCCGCUUACUCAGAGCCCGGUGGAUUAGAAUUUUUGUGCGUGGAAGGGCCCUAAAGCCAUGUGGCAGAGCCCCUGCUCGGUACGCCAAAGAUCCACCCAGUUCCCUGCUUCUCCGUGCGGGGCUUGGAAAGAGCCUUGCCUGGAACGCUGGGGAGGGAUGAAGCCAGGUGGGCCCGGGCGGCGGAUGCCCCUUCUGUUCUGAGCAAACCUGGUUUCUUCCCUAGGAUCGGAGAGGCGAAAGUAGGCAAGGAGGCCAUUUAGCAAGCCUCCAUCUCUUUGUGCCUGAAUGGCUUGAUUCUGCUUUAAAGCCUCCCGAAUCACUGGCUGCAUUAACUCUUGGGGGCCUGGUCCAGUGACGAUGCCUCACUUUGGAUUCGAGGAUGCUCAAGGAGAAUGUGCUCUUGACUGAGUACCGGGAUGGGAAUAUGGGCGCAGAGCAUAAGCAAGCAGAAGAAAGCUCUUGGGCCGCUUGUCUGUGGCUGCGUGCAGGCCCUGAAUAGGCCUCUGCGGGCUUCCAAAGUUGCCCCGUCCUGGUCAGGAACACGCCAGUUCCUCUUCCCAACCUGAGAACAAAAAAUGGUCAGCAGCAGCGAUACCACAUGGCUGACGGGUGCCUCUUCCCGCGGAGUUGAUCAAGGUCCUCCCUUCCCCCGUUUCAUUCCUUGGCUUUAAAAAAUAUAUUUUGUUCAGGUCCUCCCUCUCACUCUUUCUGUGCCUCCUUUUCGAAGCACCUCCUGCUGCCAUCAUCCCGACUCCUCAAUUGCUGUAAAGAAGCCGAAGAUACCUCUGCACGCUCGAUGGCUGGAAGUAAAACGGAGGGGAAACUUGACAGCAGCAGUAAAUGCCCUGGAAAGUAGCAGGAGUUAAUAUCUCACCUUUCUGGAGUAGCUGGAGAGGCAGGGAUGGGUUGAAAAAGUGGAAGCCACCAAAACAGGCCAGUUCAGCACUUAAAACGGAAAGGUGUACAUUGCAAGCGGGGGGGGGGGGGAUGUACCCACCUUUUGGUGCUGCCCCUCUUGCUGCUGUUUCGCCCUUCAUGCGCUUUUCCGCUGACAGCCAAGCCUUGGGUUUCUGGCCACCGUGGGUUGGCCUGCAUGCGCUUCAGCCUUUGACUGGACGGCCUUGCGCCAAGCGAGGACGUGGCAGGGGGCUUGCAGCGCUUGCAACGGGCCUGCGAAACAGAAGCCGCGCAUUGCAGGUGCCAUUUUCAGGAGCCACAGCCCUCCUGCACUGUCUGGAAGCUCCAAGAAUAACACUGGAAAUGACCAAAAAGGGGUACCGGAAAAGACACCGGGAGGUGAUUCGUACCGGAACCGGCUUUGGGUCUGAGGGGGAGAACAACCCACGAUGAGCCCAGUUGUGUGUUGGGAGCACUGUGGGUUGUGCAGUGAACAAGCAGCCCCCUGUGGCUCGCCUGCAGGGUGGGCUUCGCCGGACCCAUGAACUCGCCAGAGAUGAAUCUUGAACAAGACCCGAUCGAAGCUCCUCUCGGCCUUUAGGCACAUACAAGCAGGGGAAUCGCUGCACAGAGCAUAAAGGUGGCGGAAUAUGGCCGUCUUCCCCCAGACUGGGACCCUCCAGGCUUGCUUGACUGCAACUCCCACGACUCCCAGGAAUGAUGGGAUUUGAGUACACCUGGAGAGCUCCGCACUGGGGAACACCCUUCAGCAGCAGACGGUGGUUCCUCCAAGGCAGUGAUCCUUGCAGAAAAGAGCGUGACACGUCUUUGACCGUGACGGUGUUACCAUUCCUGAAGUGUCUGGUUCCUCGGUUUUUCCCUCCCUCGAGUCCGUUCCUCCCACUUCAGCCAUUUUCACUGAAGAGGUCUUUCUCAAGUUUCGGUUUUCCCAGCUCAGACAUAGCCUAAAGGUGUUUUGGUCACUCUUCGGGCUACCGAGGCCUCCAGGCAAGCCCCAGGCUUGGAGGCUGGCGCCCACACAUGAACCCGGCACUGAGGUUUCUGGAGUGACUGAGCCGUGGAUCCCUUUGCAGGCUCUCGGGGAGGGGUCCAUCAGCGGCAGCUGCUGAAGGAGUUGAUGGAGGACUACACGCCGCUGGAAAGGCCGGUGGGGGACGACGCGCAGCCCAUCACCAUUCACUUCACGCUCAGCCUCUUGCAGAUCCUGGACAUGGAUGAGAAAAACCAAGUUUUGACCACCAACGUUUGGUUGCAGAUGUACUGGUAUGAUCAUUACCUGCGAUGGAACGAGUCGGAAUACCCCGGCGUCAAAACUCUCCGGUUCUCUGCUGACCAGGUGUGGACCCCGGACAUCCUUUUAUACAACAGUGCCAACGAAGACUUUGACUCCACCUUCCACACCCACGUCUUGGUCAACUCCAGCGGCUAUUGCCAGUGGCUGCCCCCAGGCAUCUUGAAAAGCACCUGCCGGAUCGAUGUCCGCUGGUUUCCCUUCGACACCCAGAAGUGCGAUCUCAAAUUCGGCUCUUGGACCUAUGACGGCUGGCUACUCAACCUCCGUAUGCUGGAGAUGGACACCUCUGGCUACGUUGCCAAUGGAGAGUGGGACCUCAUGGGCGUACCUGGCAGCGAGAACAAAGUUUUUUACGAAUGUUGCCAGGAGCCCUACCUGGAUGUCACCUUCGUGGUGACCAUGCGCCGACGGACACUCUAUUAUACCCUCAACAUGCUGGUUCCUUGCUUGCUUCUCUCUGCAAUGGCGUUCCUUGUAUUUCUUUUGCCAGCUGACUCCGGAGAGAAGAUUUCUUUGGGCAUCACUGUCCUCCUCUCGCUCACGGUCCUCAUGCUGCUUGUGGCCGAAGUCAUGCCCGCCACCUCAGACUCCGUUCCGCUCAUAGGGCAAUAUUUUGCCACCACGAUGGGCAUGGUGGGCUCGUCUGUGGCAGCCACAGUCUUUGUGCUCCAGUAUCAUCACCACGACCCUGACGGCGGCUGCAUGCCAAGAUGGGCCCCAGGAUUCCAGCAGCCGAGCCUCCGGGUGCAGGGCAGCCGCUUAGGAUCAUCCAAGUAGCUCCUUCUGCCCUUUUGGUUUGUCUCCGAGGGCCGCGGAGCCCCAGCCUUCAAUGGGACGUGACAGGACUUACCAGUGUCUCACUGGAGAACGGGAGGGGGCAAGAAUCUGUCCUGAACUUUGUGCAUUUCACCGUACUUGGUAGGCCCUGGAAGGAUGCGAGGCAGAGGAGAACUGGCUCGCGUCUUUCUGAUCCUGAAUGGCAACUGGGCAGGGGUUGUGCUUCUGCCCCUGAGCCCUGUUUUGACCCUGAUUGCAUCCGUAUUUGGGGCCACCUUCUCCUUGGGUUCCUCACCCCACUUUAAAGCUCACGACUGCUGCUAGGAUAAUCCGUCAGACGCCAGAAAAGAGUGCAAAAGCCUGCAGUCAUGGGGGCGGGAGGUGGGUGGGCACAGGACACCAACCCACGAGGUGGUUGGCUUCCUCUCGUUCCAAAUAGUAACGGCUAAUGAUUAGCCCCUUCGCCCCCAGAUGUCCUGUGGAGCCCACUGCCGAGGGUGUUUGGUCUCCAGAGGGCAUGAGCCGCUGCCCCAACGAUGAUGCCGUUUAGCGACUAGAAAUACAGACACGCACGCACCAACGACGACGACAAAAAGAAAGCAAAACACAGGAGAAACCCACAACGACGACAGUAACAACGACGACAAAAAAAGAAAACAGGAAGGAGGAGAGAAAGAGAGAGAGAGAGACAGAGAGAGGCCUUUGGAAGCUUUAAAUUCUCAUUUACAGAACAGCUCACGGGCCAGGCAGUACAACAGCAGGAGAGAUUCCCGAGGCAGCAGCGGUUGCCAUGGAACAACCAAUCAGGAAUCUCGGUGAAAGCGAGUCCGGAGGCUACGUGGGAGUGACCUCGGGAUGGCGGAUCGGGAACCCCGUGUGGCACAGGCAGCGGAGGGUGGGAGUGGCAGGAGAAGCAAGACCUGGAAGCCAAUGAACCGCUGGACAUUCGCCCACAGAACGCAAAGCAGCCCCCGGUGCCGCCGGCCAACGCGUCUCGAGAGAGAGGACUGCACGAACAAGCAAACACGGCACAGGCAAGCGGAUCCUCAGUCUGUUCACGGUGGGAGCACAGAGGGGGCUGAGCAGAGGCGAGGGGGGCUGGGGAGCAGGGUGCCGGGGGGCGCGCGGAGGUGAGGCCCUGGGGGAGGCACACGCCUCGUGAUUCAGAGGGGUGUCUUUCUUGGAGGGGGUGGGUCAGGGUUGAAACCCGGGCGUGUCAGGUGCAUGCGUGCGUGAUUUGUGUGUGUGUGUGUGUGUGUUUGCACAUGCUUGUCAGGGAGGAGUCGGAGGGUGGAGGGGGUACUUCACCAAACGAAAACUACGUUCCAGAAACUCACGGCACAUCCAGGAAAUGCUAGAUCACGCAGACGUCAUGCAAAAAGAGUGCAACUCGGAUCACAUGACGUUUUGUUUGUCUUUCCAAAUAAUAAUAAUAAUAAUAAUGAUAAUAAUAAUAAUAAUAAAGAAUACAACCACUGUUUGUUCAUUCCAUAGGAUGCAACUUACAAGGGGGCGGAGCUAGGUCUCCCGCGACAGCGAAGGGUGGCUUAGCAACAGAGUCGUCUCAAGAUAUGAUUGGAACCCUGCCGAGGGAGGGAGGGAGGUGGGCGUGGUUUCGAGCAGCAAAGAAAGAAAACGGGAGUUUGGUUUCUUCACAGUCUUUGUGUGCUUUUUUAAAAAAGAAUAAUAUAUAUUUUUUUUUAACUCGUCCUUUCCCCCCUUGCGUUUUAGCAUUUUGGAAAGAAAAGGAUAAAAAAAGACAUUUAAUCAGAGAAAACAACACUGCCACUUACACAUUGAAAGAGACAAGACAGGGGGCCGGCCUCGCUAGUGAAGUUUCCCAGCAGCGGGGGGCGGUGGGGAGCCUUCCGGCCGUUCUCCCGGCCGGCUUGGGGAGCGCGGGGAGGAGGCCUUAAAUGACCUCCGGGCUGCGGCCGCCUCGCGUGCCUUGGCCGUCUUGCCCAGUUCCAACCCAUCCCCCUGUUUUCCGGCCGCCGUCCAGGAGCGGGGAGGCCCCUCAUGCGCAGGGGCCCUGCGGCGAUGCUUGGCAGGGGGCCUGCUGCCGUGCCAAGGGGGCCGCUCCGCGCCUCUGGCCAGUGGCCGUGCCGUGGCCAGCCUGGCAGCGCGAGCCCGCAGCUGCCGGUGGCCGGCCGGCCGGCCCUGAGGCGUCCCAGGACUUUCGCAAGCACGGGGCUCCUCCUCGGGCCCCGGCUGGCCACACGGGGCCACUGCCCGGCUGGCUGGACAGCGUGGGUGUGCCCCAAGAGACCUGGGCAUCGCCCCCCACGCGGGCUGCCCCUCGCAGCCCCACCGACCUCGAGGGCUGUUCUGCGAACAGCAGGGACGGUGCCUGAGGGGUCGGCGGCUGAAGGCGUCCCCCUCUGGCACGCGGGUCACUGCCGGCGGACCUGGAUUCCUCCUUGGCCACCCCGGCAUCGAACCGUCGCACGGGCCAGCGGCGUGCGUGUGCCUGGCGAGAGGGCGCAGGGAGGAUUCGUGGCCUUCCCGUACAAGGCAAGGCCAUCUGACCAAGACAUCCAGAACUGCUCCUCAGCCCCGCUUUCCAAGCACGUCUCUGUUAAUACUCUGACACGCAGCCACGUUCUGUGGGGCCGCGGGAAGCACCCACUGUUCAGAUACUUCCCCGGCUGGGGAAUGGGACCUGAUCCGACUUGCCUGCUUACAAGGCUUCCCUUGCCUGCCGGGCCCUGAGAGGCCUCCUCUGUGGCACCCAGACGGGAAAUGGCCGCCGCUGAUGGAGCAGCUACUGAAACCCAGCCGGGGCAAACGCCGCCCGCCCGCCCUGCGUGGAGCUGCCGCUUGAAUGUGAAAAGUCCUAUUUCCGGGAGAAAUUAAGUGCAGGAGGGCGGACACGCGGGGCACCCCCAAAGCCCUGUGCUACCGACAACGGACACAAGAAAGGUAAAUGGAAUUGCUUCACAAUUCACUGCAAGGGACUUUUGUUUCAGACUACAGGUGGAAAAUACACACACACACACACACAAGAACAAAGUGGUCGAUCAAGUGACACGUCACACCACAGAGGGACACUCGCGGACUCUUCUGCUCGCCCUCUCCCUCCCCGCCACCGCAUGCAGGGACCCACCAUGGCUCCGCUGCGAGCGGGGCCUGGGCCAGGCGGACCCUCCUGCCCCACAGAGCGGGGUUUGCGGGGGGGGGGGGUCAGCUGGAAGACCUGGGUUCCCAGGUUCUGCGUUCUUGGCAGGACCAAGGGAAAUGGGCAAAGCGGAGCCCAGGCAUUGGCUGCAUCGGCACAGGCAACCUUCCCGGCUGGCGCGGCUGGUGGCGUCCCUUCCUCUGCCCCACAUACAGCCAGCUCCCUCCAGAGCUGCACAGCGGCAGCCCUGUUUAUUUUGACAGAGGGUGGGAAUCCUUUCCUGCUUUGCAAAGUGCCUUAGAAACCGACAGCACAAUACAAGAAUGAUGGUGAAAAUACAGUAUUUUUUUCUAUUCAAGUGACCAUUUUCCGAGAUUCCUAGUCGGAGGCCUGCGUGUUUUCUUCUUCUUCCCUUUACAAUUAAUAAUGCAUUUUGAAGGAAAAGUUUUUGCAGUGUGGAGUUUAUCCUUUCUGUUUUCAGUAUUAUUAAGGGCAGGAAGAACCUCCACACACCAUGUUUGCGUUCUGCAAAUCCCCUGGCUCUGGACCCAUAAAGCGGCACCAAAUUUUCAAUUCAAGUAAUGAAUUCAUACAGCUCAUUUCCUUGAAACUAACAAGCAGGAAUGGGGAUGUGACGUUUCGGUUUCUCAGUCUCAACAUUAAUGGCGGGGCACUGGUAUAGUUUGAGGGAGGAAGCUGAGAGUUUUAAAAUGAGUUUGGAGAAUCCCUGUUACUCAUCUCAGUGUAUUAACCACAGGUAAUUCUCAGACUGUUUGCCGGCGUGCAAGAGGUUCCCAUGAAAAAUAACACGCAGAGUGAACCCGAGGUCCUUGGCUGCACCUGCUCUGCGAAGACGCUGCCCACAGCAGCUCUGGGGCAUGUGGACCGAAUGCUGUUUGCCGGCUCCUUCCAGACUGGACGGCCAGACCUCACAGCAGUCCACGCAGCGCGGGAGCGGAGACCCUCGAGGCCAGGUUGGUGUCCUUCCAGUCCCAAGCCACAGAGCGGCGUUCUGCCGCGGCUUCCCUCCUCAGACCUUGCCAGCCAGUCCGGAAGGGCCUUUUGUCCUGAAGGGGGACCGGGUUCUGGGCUGGAAGUAUCCAGCAGCUCGGCCUCCAAACACCUCGCCUGCUCUGGCUGGGUCACGUUUUGGUGAUGUUCCAAGCAAAGGUACCCACCUGAUGGGCAGCAGUUCAGUACGGCCGGUUGGCGUCUUUGGGCCGCUUAAGCUGGACCUUGAGGCGCUUCAUCCCGAUCUGGAAGCCGUUCAUGGCCUGGAUGGCGGCCUGAGCGCUGGCAGGAUUGUCGAAACUUACAAAUCCUGAGCAGGGAGAAAAAUGGAGAAGAGGGGUGGGGGGCAAGCAUCCACUGAGACCUCACAGCAGACGGGGAUGCUGUGGUGGCAUAUAAGGGUAGGAAUAUGGCAUUCCGCCUCACUGAAAGCUCUUUUUAAUGAAGAGUAAAGUUUCUAGUCCUUAGGCUAGGAGCCAUGAAGAUAAUGCUGGCUUGGAAAGCUCACAAGCCAGGCUUUGAGAGGAGGGGAAGACUUAGGACCCGGCAUCGCUUCCUGUGACUAGCAAGCCCCAGAACGCAUCAUGCAAUGCUCAUAAUUCCAGAUCAAAACCCCUAAGGUGAUGGGGACGGUGUGAGUCAAUACAAGGAGCUGGCCUGCUACGGCUGGCUCCAGAAGUUCCUGGAGUUCCCAGGAUAGGUAACCAAAGCUCGGGGUUCAGAGAGCAUUCUUGGGGUAGCAAGUAAACAGCUGCCCCCCCCCCAGCCCCACAGAAACGCCAGCCACACAGUCAAGUUUCAGGGCACGUGAGUGGGUUGGUUGGGGGCUGUCGCCCUGGAAUAGGAGACUUUGCUACCUCCUUCCUUUCCUUUUGGCUGUCCAUACCGAAACAUUUGCUCUGGUUGGUGGCCCUGUCCACGAAGACUUUGGCAGAGAUAACGUUCCCAAAGGGGAGGAACAUCUGCAAGAUUUCGGAGUCCGUGAACUCCUGUGGCAGGUGAUAGAUGAAGAUGUUGCAGCCCUCGGGACCUGCAAAAGAACAGCAAGGAGCGGGAUGGAGCCGCGGGAAAGAAAAUUCGGAAGGGCGGGAGAAGCGUCAGCUGAGGACUUGCGGGGAUGUGGGGGAGUCUCGUCAAGAUGGAGGAAGCGUCCUGCUGGAUCGGGCCCAGGUGUUCUGCGCACACAGCGGCCUGUUGCUCACGUCGGGGAGCUUGUGGAAAGCGCUCGGGAAGGAUGCGAGGGCCGCAGCACCCCUGCUUUCCAGAUGAACCAACUGUGAAGGUUUGCUGGCUUACUUGAAAACGCUUCGGGUGCAACUGCUCCUGGGGACGGCUGGGAUUUGUGGCAAGGACAUGAUUGGGUCCUUAGUCACUUUCCUGAGCCAGCCAGCCUCGGGUUGAGGCCUGGGUAACUGUAAAACCCCCGAGUGGCUGCCCUGAGCUCUCCGCUCUGCCAGCGGAUUGGUGGUGCCGGCGCUGUGGCUUUUAAAUCGUUUGCAUUCGCAAAACGUUUUACACUGCUAUUUAAAAUUAUUUGUCCUUUGGAUGUGGUUUUUCUGCCGUGACAUGUAUUUUCUCCUAAUCAACAACCUUGUGAGAGCUUUGUCCUAAAAUUUAGACAAGAUUUUAUUAAAAAAAAUGGACUAAAAUAAAAUCUGUUUCCUCAACUAA
Varanus komodoensis (Komodo dragon) is the source of this 9389-nucleotide messenger RNA. Its product is annotated as neuronal acetylcholine receptor subunit alpha-7-like. The transcript has 11 exons. Gene Ontology annotation, molecular function: acetylcholine-gated monoatomic cation-selective channel activity; transmembrane signaling receptor activity. Bases 2636 to 3589 code for a protein of 317 amino acids. The record is from RefSeq and is a predicted model, not a curated record. Gene Ontology annotation, cellular component: synapse; postsynaptic membrane; neuron projection. Gene Ontology annotation, biological process: nervous system process; monoatomic ion transmembrane transport; regulation of membrane potential. Lineage: Eukaryota; Metazoa; Chordata; Lepidosauria; Squamata; Varanidae.